CCUAUGCCCAUUUCAGUGAUCAGAGGAAGGAUUAUGGGUUACAGUACAGAGCCACGGAGAACAUUGUUCUAGCUGGCAUCUGACUGGAGUUUAGGAACUUUCUAGGCCCCUGACCCGUGUGCGUUAAAUCUUUAACCGAGAUCUGCCAAUUGGAUUGCAAAUCUUGCUCAGUGAGUAGAAGAGUGACCACUGCCAAAGCCCUUCAGCACCAUGGCUCAGUAUGACCAACUUGAGGAUAAAGACUCACUGGACAUCCAUGAUAACCCACCAGUCCCUGAUAACGUAGUCAGAGAGGAUGAAAACACUGUAUAUUUUGUGUAUGAUGAAGAGGUAGAGGAGGAGGAGGCUCCUCCGCCCCCCACCCCUGAGCCUGUAGUGAUGGUGAAUGACAGGCCACAUAAGUUUAAGGACCACUACUGCAAGACGCCCAAGUUCUGUGAUGUCUGUGCUCGAAUGAUUGUCCUCAAUAACAAGUUUGCCCUGCGCUGCAAGAAUUGCAAGACCAACAUUCAUCAUGCCUGCCAGUCAUAUGUGGAGUUCCAGAGAUGCUUUGGCAAAAUACCACCAGGUUUCAGACGAGCAUACAGCUCCCCGUUGUAUGAUCAGGAGAUAAAUAACCCUGGCCAUCAAAAUCGCAGUGACCCAGUCUUUGAUACACUGCGUGUUGGGGUUAUCAUGGCCAAUAAGGAGAGGAAGAAGGCAUCAGAAGAUAAAAAGAAUAUGAUGAUGAUGAUGAUGGAAGAGGAAGAGGCCCAGCAGCCAAAAGAGGAUGAAGAAGGGGGGGAAGGAAAGCCGGAUGGAGAUAAGAAAGACAAGACAGCUACAGAUGACAAGAAUAAGAAGCAGCAGCAGACCUUCAGUCAGUCUCACUACUACAUGGCUUUGUACCGCUUCAGAGCAAUAGAGAAGGACGACCUGGAUUUCCACCCUGGAGAUCGUAUUACAGUUAUUGAUGACUCUAAUGAAGAAUGGUGGAGGGGUAAGAUUGGAGAGAAGACAGGUUACCUGCCAAUGACUUACAUCAUCAGAGUGCGUGCAGGAGAGAGAGUCUACAAGGUCACUCGAUCAUUCGUGGGGAACAGAGAGAUGGGCCAGAUCACGCUAAAGAAAGACCAGAUUGUGGUGAAGAAAGGAGAGGAGGUGAAUGGCUAUCUGAAGGUCAGUACAGGCCGCAAACUGGGCUUCUUCCCCGCUGAUCUGCUGCAGGAGAUCUAAAUUGCACCAUCGGUCCACCCUGCCGGAGAACAACAAACUAGAGUGUAAUAUGUUGCUUGUCAUGUUAUUCUGUAUUCUGUAGUGGGCAUUCUAUCCCUUGGCCUCAUUAGUUUGACAUAAUUAUAUAUCAUUUUUACAUUUUCAUUCACCACUGCACCCCCCCUACAAUACCCAGCAAGCAUAAUGCAAAUACAUCAUAUAAACACUGGGAAUCCCUGUGGUAUCAACCAAUCCUGACUUAGUGACUAAAACAUAGGCUAACAAAUACAAACAUGCUAACAUUAAUGUAAUGCUGCCUUCAAGUCCUCCUCGGAAGUUCCAGCUUAUCACUUGUUCUCUUAUCACAGUUGACUUUAUCUAGUUCGAAACAUCUUUACAUGUCCUUCAGUUUGGACUUAGAUAUCUUUACAUGUGCUUCAGUUUGGAUUUAGAUAUCUUUACAUGUGCUUCAGGUUAGAUUUUGAUAUCUUUACACAUGCUUCAGUUUGGAUUUUGAUAUCUUUACACAUGCUUCAGUUUGGAUUUUGAUAUCUUUACACAUGCUUCAGUUUGGAUUUAGAUAUUUUUACACAUGCUUCAGUUUAGAUUUAGAUAUCUUUACAUGUGCUUCAGGUUGGAUUUUGAGAUCUUUACACAUGGUUCAGUUUAGAUUUUGAGAUCUUUACAUGUGCUUCAGUUUGGAUUUUGAUAUCUUUACACAUGCUUCAGUUUGGAUUUUGAGAUCUUUACAUGUGCUUCAGUUUGGAUUUAGAUAUCUUUACAC
Molecule: messenger RNA, 1978 nt
Organism: Pygocentrus nattereri (red-bellied piranha)
Lineage: Eukaryota; Metazoa; Chordata; Actinopteri; Characiformes; Serrasalmidae
Gene: stac3
Product: SH3 and cysteine rich domain 3
Exons: 13
Coding region: 211-1215 (334 amino acids)
Biological process (GO): positive regulation of protein localization to plasma membrane; positive regulation of voltage-gated calcium channel activity; skeletal muscle contraction
Cellular component (GO): extrinsic component of cytoplasmic side of plasma membrane
Molecular function (GO): protein binding
Source: RefSeq, a predicted model, not a curated record